This is a messenger RNA of Scomber japonicus (chub mackerel), 6356 nucleotides long. Its product is annotated as receptor-type tyrosine-protein phosphatase beta-like. Gene Ontology annotation, biological process: protein dephosphorylation. NCBI's taxonomy places the organism in Eukaryota, Metazoa, Chordata, Actinopteri, Scombriformes, Scombridae. The record is from RefSeq and is a predicted model, not a curated record. Gene Ontology annotation, molecular function: protein tyrosine phosphatase activity; protein binding.
AUGCUCCACCAGCAUCCUCGACUGAUUCAGAGAGGAUCAUCACGUCAAUGCCAAAAGCCCCCAACACGACACCAACAGACCCAACCACAACGCCAAUAGAGGCACCGACAACCAGACCUGUAACCACAUCUGUAACCACCACAACUGCACCCACUACCCCCGAAACGCCAACCAUGACAACCACGCAGACCAUAACCACCCCAACUCCAGCCAUAACCACCCCGACUCCAGCCAUAACCACCCCGACUCCAGCCAUAACCACCCCAACUCCAAUCAUAACCACCCCAACUCCUGCCAUAACCACCCCAACUCCAAUCAUAACCACCCCAACUCCAAUCAUAACCACCCCAACUCCUGCCAUAACCACCCCAACUCCAGCCAUAACCACCCCAACUCCAGCCAUAACCACCCCAACUCCAAUCAUAACCACCCCAACUCCAGCCAUAACCACCCCAACUACCACCAAAUCUGUCACAACUACCAUCCAAACCACAGAAGCUACCACUCCAACCACCACAACCAGUACAACGACGACAACAGCAACCACCACCACCACACUUCCUCCAACUACAACUACACCAACUACCCUUCCGACCACAACACCAGAAUUAACCACCACCACACCUGUUCAGACUACCGAGGCUGCACGCUGCUCUGCCAACUUCACACAGAUCAGCGCAGACUCGUAUUCAGCUGUUGUGACUUUAAGCACAUCAGCUCUGCUCUGUAACUUCACCUUGUUCACCGAGGAGGAGAAGAUCCAGGCUGAUGGCGCCGACUGUGAGCCGCAUGGAGAGCUCAGUCACUCCUUCACCUGUCACAUCACGGAUCUGGCACCCGGGACUUUGUACCGUCUAGUGGUGAUUUCCAAGAAGGAUGGAGAGAAGAGCAACGCCUCAGUGCGCACAGACCCGGUUGGUCCGACUCAGCUGGACAUCCAGAUGGAUCCGGUCCAGCAAAAGGCGCUGUCAUUGGUCCAGACCGGUUCCUCGGGUCUGCGGAUGUCCUGGACUCCUUCGCCGGGUCAUGUGGACUGGUAUGACGUCACUCUGAAGGACACCAGUUCUGGAUCGGCCCGCAGCACUCGGAUCAUGGGCAGCGCAGCCCCUCAGUCUGGCUUCACCUCCCUCGUCCCCGGGACUCUGUACUCUAUAGAUGUGGUGGCUACGGCCGGGAACAAGAGCGCUCCACCUGUCCGCACCACAGCAGCUACAGCUCCCUCCUCUGUCAGCGGCCUGCAGGUGGCGUCCUCCUCCCCACACAGCCUCACAGUCUCCUGGCAGGUCGGUCCAGGCAGGACGGAGCGGAUCAGGGUUCUGCUGACGGAUCAGAGCGGGGUCCUGAUGAGUAACGUCACUCUAGAAAACACCGUGACCUCGGCUGUGCUGGACAACCUGCAGCCCGGGACCCUGUACACCGUCACCGUGGUAACAGAGGCAGUCGGCCUGCAGAGCUCCACGUACAAACAGGCAGUGACAGUCCCAGCGAUGGUCUCAGAUUUGAGGCUGGACAACAACGGCAGCUCAGACACUCUGCAGGCGUCCUGGCUGCCGCCUGCAGGGGGCGUCGACCUUUACCUGGUGACCCUGACGGCGAAGGGAUCGACUCCUCAGCAGCUCCGCCUGACGCCCAACGUCACCCAGGUGUUGUUCCAGGGACUGACUCCCGGUCGGAGCUACCAGCUGACCGUCAGCACCACAGCUGGAGGAAAAAGCACCGAGACCAGGACCAGCAGGAGGACAGUCCCAGACCGGGCGGCGGCUCUCUCCGUGUCCGGUGACAGAAGAGUGCUGAGGGUCACCUGGUCACACCCCAAAGGCGACUGGGACACCUACAGCGUGCUGCUGUGGAACGGCUCUGUGGUUGUGGUGAACGAUACGAUCAGUAAACUGAACACACAGUACUCGUUCUCCGUCCUGGACCUCGGUCUGGUGCCUGGACGCCUCUAUGGGGCCGAGGUCACCGUUCAAAGCGGCGAUCUGAGGAGCACGGCACACUGCCAGGGACGACUGGCCCCUCGUCCCGUCCAGCAGCUGCUCGUCCGUCACACUGAUGAAUCCACGCUGAGCGUCCUGUGGAGCCGACCGCCUGGCGAGUGGGACGGCUACACGGUGGUCCUCAGCCUGGUGGACUCAGCCUCCGUCUUGGCUCAGAGGAUCCUGCCCUGGGAGGCCAGAGAGUGCACCUUCAACAUCCUGGCCUCGGGACGCAGAUACACCGUUACCGUGGUGACCAACAGCGGCAACCUGAACAGCUCUGCCUCCGUGAACGGAUGGACCACUCCGGCUCAGGUCACCCAGCUGCAGGUUUCUAACGGCGGCAGCAUCGACAGCCUCCACACGCAGUGGGAACGAGCCUCGGGGGAUCUGGACUCGUACCGCGUCCUGCUGGUCCACGACAGCAGCGUCAUCAAGAAUGAGAGCGUGACGGCCAACACCACCAGCCUCAGCUUCCACAGUCUGAGGCCCGGCGCCCUCUACAGGGUGGUGUUAACCACUGUGAGAGCCGGACGAGCCUCCAGGCAGACCGUCGCAGAGGGACGCACUGUCCCAGCUGCGGUGGGUGAGGUAACGGUCAGUAAUAACGGUCGUAUGGACUUCCUCAGCGUGUCGUGGCGUCAGGCUCCAGGUGACAUCGACAGUUACCUGGUGACACUGAGAGACAAAGAGAAGACGGUUGAAUGUCCGGCUGUUUCUAAAUCCAGUCAGUGUGUUUUUAACUCUCUGGUGUCCGGACGUCUCUACAACAUCUCCAUCACCUCACGCAGCGGCGACUACGAGAACCACACCUUCAUCCAGGAGAGAACACAGCCGUCAAAGGUGCAGAACCCCACAGCGACCCACGCAGCCCGGGACGACUCCCUGAAGGUGUACUGGCACCACGCGGCCGGGGACUACGACGUGUACCAGGUGUUCAUCAAACACAACAACACCUUCCUGCAGAACAAGACGGUUAUGAAGACGCAGAACGAGUGUGUGUUCACCGGCUUGGUUCCCGGCAGACUCUACACGGUCCUGGUGAGCACCUGGAGCGGGAAGUACGAGACCAGCGCCUCCACGCACGGGCAAACCUUCCCGGCCGUGGUGCAGUCCUUGUCUCUUGCCAGUCAGGGCACCGAGGACCUGCGGGUGACGUGGUUGGCGGCUCCGGGUGACGUGGAUCACUAUGAGGUGCAGCUGCUGUUCAACGACAUGAAGGUGUUUCCCCCGAUGACGCUGGGCAGCAGCGAGGGGGAGUGCGUCCUGUCGUCGCUCACGCCCGGACGCCUCUACAAGAUCCUGGUGUCGACUUUUAGUGGCCCACACCAGAAGGCCCAGUUUAUAGAGGGACGCACAGUUCCCAGUAAAGUGAAGAACAUCGACGUGAGUAACAGCGGUGACAGCGGCAGUCUGAAGGUGAGCUGGACGCCGGGUCAGGGCGACGUGGACGAAUACUCGGUGUUCCUGUUCAGAGAGAACCGGCAGCUGGAUGUCCGAGCCGUCCUCAAACACGUCAACCAGGUGAGCUUCGGCUCCCUGCAGCCCGGCCAGCUGUACAGCGUCACGGUGCAGUCGGUCAGCGGAGAGCUGGUUAACAACAGCACGGCCAGCGCACGAACAGUCCCCUCAGCAGUGACGGCGCUGCAGGUGGAGAACCUGCACUCCACCAGCAGCCUGCAGGUGAGCUGGCAGGAAGCUCUGGGCGUGUCCGACGGAUACGAACUGCAGGUUCUGGACGACAGAGGCAGUCUGGUGACAAACUCCUCCCAACCCUCCGGGAGCACCAAGCACAUAUUCAACGGUCUCACCCCUGGAAAGAAGUACCGCAUCCUGGUCCAGACCACCAGCGGAGGAGUCCAUAGUCUGGGGGUCAGCGUUGUGGCUCGUACAUAUCCUGCAGCCGUCACUGAUCUGUCCAUUCAAAGCAACACCACCAGCAGCCUGUCCUUCCACUGGUCUCCACCGGAGGGCGAGUUCGAGUCCUACGAGAUCGUCCUGUACAACAGCGACGACACGCUGCAGAACCGACGCCACGCCCCGUCCAGCAGCCAGCAGUGGUCCUUCCAGGGCCUCCGACCCGGAGCUCCGUACAAGGUGGUGCUACUGACCCGCAGCGGGGAGAAGACCAACGACUCCUCCAUCUGGGCUCGGACAGUCCCGGCAGCAGUUUUAUCUCUGAAGGCUCAGAGUGGAAACCAGUCUGACGCUCUGUGGGUGAACUGGGAUCGAGCCGAUGGCGAUCUGAGCGGCUACCUGCUGUCUCUCUACAACCCCAACGGCUCGCAGCAGGCCGAGGAGCAGCUGGGGUCAGAGGUCACCGAGUUCGUCUUCAGCGACCUCGUACCUGGGCGCCUGUACCGAGCCGUGGUGCUGACUCUCAGCGGAGAGCUUGCCAACAGAGCGAGCACGCGGGGAAGGACGGCUCCCAGACCGCCGACCUCCUUCCUGUACGGAGGCGUAACCAACACCUCGCUGGAGAUCACCUGGAGCGGCCCCGUCGACUCCGACUACGACGACUUCGACCUGCAGUGGACUCCUAAGGACCAGCUGUCCGUCAUCAACCCGUACCACACCCGCACCUCCGGCAGCCGCAUCCUGAAGGGGAUGUACCCCGGACGCGCCUACAACUUCACCCUCCGAGCCGUCAGCGGAGCCACGGACCCUGGAGCCACGCCAACCUACAGUCUGCCCAUCCACAACAGCAUCCGCACCAAGCCGGAGCGAGUCCACGGCCUCCACUGCCGCCCUCAGAGCUCCACCUCCAUCUCUUGCUCCUGGGGGCCUCCGCAGGCCGACUACGACUCCUACUCCAUCGAGUGUCUGCACCAGGACUCCCAGAAGCCGGUCUACACGACGCUUAUCACCGACCGCCAUUCCACCUCCUAUCUCAUCACGGAGCUGAUUCCACACAAGCGCUACACCGUCUGCGUGAAGGCCAUCUCCGACACGACCACCAGCGAGGCGGCUCGAGACAACGUGAUCACCAUGAUCGACCGUCCUCCCCGCCCCGGCACUCGGGUCGAUGACAAGUCCGCCGUGGUCACCAAGUCCUCCAUCUUCUUCAGCUUCAACUGCAGCUGGUUCAGCGACGAUAACGGAGCCGUCAGGUUCUUCACCGUGGUGGUGACCGAGUCUGAGGACGUGGAGAACGUGCAGCCGGAGCAGGACCACCCUCUUCCCUCCUACCUGGACUAUAAAUCCAACAGCUCCAUAAAAUCCUACCAGACCAGCUUCUUCCCCAGCCGCUGCACCGACAGCAGCUCUCACAGCUUCGACAUCAACGUUGGGACCGGCAUGGAGUCGCUGGGAGGAAACUGUGACCACAAAGACCCGGAGAGCAGGGACCAGUUCUGUGACGGACCGCUCAAACCCAAAACUGCUUACAGAAUCAGCGUCCGAGCUUUCACUCAGCUGUUUGACGAAGAGAAGAACAGCUUCGUCGUCUCCUCUCCUCUCUACACCGACACAUUCCUCUCCCUUCCUGUGGUCACUGAGGCCGAGCCUCUGAGCGGUGUGAUCGAGGGAAUCAGCGCCGGCUUGUUUCUGAUCGCCGUGGUGGUGGGAGUCGGAGUUCUGCUCGUCUGCAGGCAGAAAUCACGCAAAGUUGUGCAGGACAGAGCGACGGUCAGGAUGAGUCUGAGGAGGGAGAGACCCACAUCAGGAGUUCAAGCGGGGGUCAGAGGAAACCGUCGAAUCUCAAGUCCCGUUAAAAUCCCGAACUUUGAGUCUCAUUACAACAAACUGCAGGCCGACUCCAACUACCUGCUGUCAGAGGAGUACGAGGAUCUGAAGGACGUUGGUCGUAACCAGCCGCUGGACACCGCUCUGCUGCCGGAGAACCGCGGCAAGAACCGAUACAACAACAUCCUCCCAUAUGACUCGACGCGGGUGAAGCUGUCGUACGUGGACGAUGAUCCGAGCUCCGACUACAUCAACGCCUGCUACAUUCCUGGUAAUAACUUCCGUCGGGAGUACAUCGCCACUCAGGGUCCUCUGCCGGGAACGAAAGACGACUUCUGGAAGAUGGUGUGGGAGCAGAACGUCCACAACAUCGUCAUGGUGACGCAGUGUGUGGAGAAAGGCAGGGUGAAGUGUGAUCACUACUGGCCGUUCGACCAGGACCCGCUGUACUACGGAGACCUGAUCGUCCAGAUGCUGUCGGAGUCGGUUCUGCCGGAGUGGACCAUCAGAGAGUUCAAGAUCUGCAGCGAGGAACAGCUGAGCUUCACCCCGGCUUUCGUCAGGUUUCAUUACACCGUGUGGCCCGAUCACGGAGUCCCAGAGACAACGCAGUCCCUCAUCCAGUUCGUCCGGACCGUCAGAGACUACGUCAACAGGACUCCCGGAUCCGGACCCACGGUGGUGCACUGCAGGUAA